Molecule: messenger RNA, 2429 nt
Organism: Lepisosteus oculatus (spotted gar)
Lineage: Eukaryota; Metazoa; Chordata; Actinopteri; Semionotiformes; Lepisosteidae
Product: fibroblast growth factor 9
Biological process (GO): lung development; fibroblast growth factor receptor signaling pathway; positive regulation of protein phosphorylation
Cellular component (GO): cytoplasm
Molecular function (GO): fibroblast growth factor receptor binding; growth factor activity
Source: RefSeq, a predicted model, not a curated record
UGCUGGAUGGGGAGACUGAGAGAAGAGCCGCAGCUCAGUGCAGGAGUACAACAUUUCACCGCGAGCUCCGCGGAAGGAACACCUGUUUCCACCCAGCCAAGAAUUACAAGAAAAAAGGAAAGCGCUCUGGCGUAUUUCUGUUCGCCGGUGAUCGCCCAACAUUCCCUGUACCUGGACAUCUCUCAUCUCUGACAGCUCUUGGAUAUUGCCUUUGCACAUCAGAGAAGAUCAAAGUUUUAUGGUGGGAUUCUGUCUGUGGCAGCACUGUGCGAUCUCUAAAAACAACAUAUAUGUUACACAUUUGCACACUUGAUUCCAGGAUUCCUGCUGGUGCAUGCAGUGUAUAAUACAGUAAAAACAGCGCAUGCCUUUAUGGAGGCAGAAUCCAUAAUUCUGACGUAGCCUGAACAUCUUAAAAAUUCCCACAACGUCGGCUUUUUAAGUUGGCAUGAUCAUUCCAACCUUAACUCUAAUGGAGAAGCUAUGGAUUUUUAUUCUUCAAACAGCUGGAUGGGCUGAAGACCACAUUACCUGUUAAGGUCUGGGGGAUCUACCGUAUGUAUAUAAAUUAUGUCAGUGCGUGAUUAUAAAGUGGCGGUUUCUUAGACUAACAGCGCUGUGACCUUGAACCCGUAGCAGUCAAAACAAAAUAUUACUUUUAUUUAUGCGUUUUAAUGGAUUAAAGGGAGAGCACCUUCACCAGUAACGGCAACGAGGAGAGGGAGUGGUAGAAGAUCUCUUUGGUUGAUACCAUCAUUAUUGUUUAUUCUCGUUCUCUAAAAGCAGAAUCUUCUGAUGGCUCCUUUAGGGGAAGUUGGGAACUAUUUCGGUGCUCAGGAUGCUCUUCCUCUGGGGAACGUGCCGGUUUUACCGGCGGAUAAUCCGCACCUGGUUCACUCUGAAGCCGGGGGGCUGCCCAGGGGGGCCGCGGUGACGGACCUGGAUCAUUUGAAGGGAAUUCUCAGAAGGAGACAGCUUUACUGCAGAACCGGAUUCCAUUUAGAGAUUUUCCCCAAUGGUACCAUUCAGGGUACGAGACAAGACCACAGCCGAUUCGGUAUACUGGAGUUUAUAAGCAUAGCUGUGGGCCUCGUCAGCAUCCGCGGCGUGGACAGCGGCCUCUACCUCGGGAUGAAUGAGAAGGGGGAGCUGUAUGGGUCGGAAAAGCUGACGCCGGAGUGUGUGUUCCGGGAGCAGUUUGAGGAGAAUUGGUACAACACGUACUCCUCCAAUCUAUACAAACACACGGACACUGGACGAAGAUACUAUGUGGCGUUAAAUAAGGACGGCACUCCGAGAGAAGGGACUAGGACUAAAAGGCACCAGAGGUUUACACACUUUUUACCAAGACCUGUGGACCCUGACAAAGUACCCGAACUAUAUAAAGAUAUUUUAAGCCAAAGUUGAUAAUAACAUACGGUUUUUUUUCUGGUUUGAGCCCUUAAAAGUGGAAACGACGACAACAACAACAACAACGACAACAAAACAAACUAAAAAAAAUAUAUAAAACAGAAUAGAAACAAAGCAGACAACAAACACUCUAGAGAUUUUUGUGCGGUGGGCUCUUAUUGAUUAGCUGUGUCAUCACAUCAGCUGCACUGUUGCCAAACUUCGCCGCAUGCAUAAUGUAUGAUGCAGGCUUGGAUGGAACGUGCCGGUUUCUGUCCUGCACUUAAAAUACGGUCUGUCCUGUUAGAGGGGAGCCCGCUCGCUCGGUUUCGUCACCAGGGGCAACGCAAGACGGGAUGAGAGCCGGAGAGAGGCGCCUGGACCCGUGGAGAGAGGCAGAGAGGGAGACUGAGACUGAGAGGGGUGUGGCCCGAUGCAUGUUGAGAGACGGACACGCUUUUCAUAUUUUUUUCUCCACCCCCCCCAUCAGUUCCUCCUCAUCUUAUAUCAGCAUCGCUGCGUUCGGGUUUUGGCUGGUGGCCUGCUCACGCCUAUCCUGUAUGAACGGUGGCAUGUACGAUGCAGUCUUAAAAAAAAAAAGGCAAGAGACGUUUUCAGUUAUCAGCUCCUUGGAGCUUAAAGCAAAGACCUCUUAGUAAAAAGAAAAAAAAAAGAAACCUUAAAUUUAUUUAUAGAAAACUUUCAAAGGCAACAUUAUAUUUAUUUUAUAUAUUUAUUUAUUAUAUAGAGUUUAUUUUUAAUGAAAUAUGUAUAGACCAAGAUAGGCAUUUCGGAAAGCUUUAGAUGCUGUAGGCAUGUUGUGCCGGAGGCCGUGGUAUCUUCGUGGACGAACACAAAUCCUGUCGGCAUGGACAGAAGAUAUUCUAGUGACCCUUAUUGUACUGAAGGUGACAAUCUAUUUUUUGCCCAUAUUAUUGUAAUAAUAUGCACAGCACUCAUGACACUGAGUAUCCACUCUUCUUACCGCUUGUUUCAUAGCUUUCCCUGAGGAUUAAAGAAAAACCUGGGUCCUGACUGUU